AUGCCUGGCCCGCCAACCAACUGGUCACACCAUGCUGAUCUUCUCAGAGAUUUAGGGCAUGGGCCACCGUGGCGAGCGAGCCCGGACAUUCUGGAUGAUUUGGAGCAGGAGCAGCUUGCCUCGAUGAGAGUCCACGAGACUCUUUAUCGGCGCGUGAUGCACCUCCGUACCCCAGAGAUUCGAAAGCUGCAAGACGCAGACUACAUGAGAGAGCACGGCUACUCUGUGCUCGCCUGUCCGUUGAGCGAAGACUUGCCCUUCUCGGGCCAGGGCUCCUUACGAGGGCAUGUUGCAUGGGUGUACUCGGAGCCGCGGCAAGAGAAGCGCCUCUGGCCCGCUCUGCAAAGUAUCGGCAUCAACUUGGAGGAUUUCCAUGUGGUUGAAGUCAAGCCGGACUCUUGUUCUAGUUUCGAGGCAGAGCUGUUCCUCACUUCUGGUCCUGUCUUCCGCUGGGACACGGAUGUGCACAGUCCCACAGAGGAGAGCACUGCAGUUGUCAUGUCCAGCUGUUGA
Messenger RNA from Symbiodinium sp. CCMP2456, 513 nucleotides. The record is from the annotation of a GenBank genome assembly. Lineage: Eukaryota; Dinophyceae; Suessiales; Symbiodiniaceae.